Messenger RNA from Microthlaspi erraticum, 2910 nucleotides. The record is from the annotation of a GenBank genome assembly. NCBI's taxonomy places the organism in Eukaryota, Viridiplantae, Streptophyta, Magnoliopsida, Brassicales, Brassicaceae.
AUGGCAGUGAGCUCGAUCAAGAACUCGAUCGAGUCGAGCCUCGAACAAACGAACUCGAUCGAGCUGGGGACUGAAUGCAAGGAGCAAGCUCAAGGAGAUUGGUCUGAGCUUAAGGCGCCUAAAGUCGACCUCAAACCUUUGCCUGAGGGCCUCAGGUAUGCAUUUCUGGGUGAAAACUCAACUUACCCUGUCAUUGUGAACUCUGAUUUGGAACCUGAACAGUUGAGUGCUUUGCUUGUUGAAUUGAGGAAGUACAGAAAGGCAAUAGGUUACACUCUAGAUGAUAUCAAGGGGAUCUCCCCUGACCUAUGCAUCCAUAGGAUUCAUCUAGAGGAUGAAAGUAAGUCAAGCAUUGAACCUCAGAGAAGAUUGAACCCCAAUCUAAAGGAAGUAGUGAAGAAAGAGAUACUCAAGUUGCUUGAUGCUGGGAUAAUCUAUCCCAUCAGUGAUAGCACUUGGAUAUCUCCAGUUCAUUGCGUCCCAAAGAAAGGGGGGAUCACUGUCAUUAAAAACGACAAAGAGGAGCUGAUUCCCACUAGAACAAUAGUGGGGCAUCGCAUGUGUAUUGACUAUAGGAAGCUAAAUUCAGCAUCUAGAAAGGAUCAUUUCCCUCUCCCUUUCAUUGAUCAGAUGUUAGAAAGAUUGGCAAACCACCCUUUUUAUUGUUUUCUUGAUGGCUACAGUGGUUUCUUCCAAAUCCCGAUCCACCCUAAUGAUCAGGAGAAGACCACUUUCACAUGCCCUUAUGGCACCUUUGCUUAUCGAAGGAUGCCAUUUGGGCUGUGCAAUGCUCCAGCUACUUUCCAGAGGUGCAUGACCUCCAUUUUUUCAGAUCUGAUAGAGGAGAUGGUAGAAGUCUUCAUGGACGAUUUCUCAGUCUAUGGAGCAUCCUUCUCCUCAUGUUUGUCUAACUUGUGCAGGGUGUUGCAGAGGUGUGAGGAGACCAAUCUAGUACUCAACUGGGAGAAGUGCCACUUCAUGGUUCGAGAAGGGAUUGUGCUUGGACACAAGAUUUCCGAGAAAGGGAUCGAGCUCGAUCGAGCUAAGGUGGAUGUCAUGUUGCAGCUCCCUGUUCCCAAGACUGUGAAGGACAUAAGGAGUUUUCUGGGUCAUGCAGGGUUCUACAGAAGAUUCAUCAAGGAUUUCUCAAAGAUAGCAAGACCCUUGACAAGGCUUCUGUGCAAGGAGACAGAUUUUGAGUUUGAUGAAGAAUGCCACAAGUCUUGGACCUUGCUGAAGGAUGCUCUGGUAUCUGCGCCAAUAGUACAAGCUCCAAACUGGGAUCACCCAUUUGAGAUUAUGUGUGAUGCAUCUGACUAUGCAGUAGGAGCAGUGCUUGGCCAAAAGAUAGACAAGAAACUCAAUGUCAUCUACUAUGCAAGCAAGACUAUGGAUGAUGCUCAGUGCAAGUAUGCAACCACAGAGAAGGAACUCCUUGCCAUAGUCUUUGCCUUUGAGAAGUUUCGAAGCUAUAUAGUUGGAUCCAAGGUGAUUGUGCACACUGACCAUGCUGCCCUUAGACACAUCUUCGCUAAGAAAGAUACAAAGCCAAGACUUCUCAGAUGGAUCCUUUUGCUUCAAGAGUUUGAUAUAGAAGUUGUGGACAAAAAGGGAGUAGAAAAUGGAGUUGCUGAUCAUCUCUCUAGGAUGCGAGUUGAAGACAUGAUCCCCAUCAAUGAUUCUAUGCCUGAAGAACAGCUUAUGGCAAUCAUGAUCUUGAAGGAGAGUUUUGAUGAGAAAGCCAGGCUGGAAGAAGUUAAGGCUCUGCGUGAUGAGAAUUUGCCAUGGUAUGCUGAUAUAGUGAACUUCAUGGUGUCCGGAGAAGUCCCUAGUAGCUUUGAUGCUUACAAGAGGAAGAAAUUCUUCAAGGAUGCUAGGCAUUACUAUUGGGAUGAGCCCUACCUGUACAAGAGAGGACCAGACAGCAUUUACAGGAGAUGCAUUGCUGAAGAGGAUGUGCAAGGAGUUCUAGAGCAUUGCCAUGGGUCAGUUUACGGAGGUCACUUUGCUACAUUCAAAACAGCAACUAAGGUUUUGCAAUCUGGUUUAUGGUGGCCUACUUUGUUUAAGGAUGCAGCAGACUACAUUGCCAAACUUCAUGGGACCUUUCAAACCUCUUCAAACGGGCACAACUACAUUUUGGUUGCUGUAGACUAUGUAUCCAAAUGGAUUGAAGCCAUUCCCUGCCCAACCUGUGACGCCAAGGUGGUUGUCAAGCUUUUCAGAACCAUCAUCUUUCCAAGGUUCGGCAUCCCAAGGGUUGUUAUUUCGGAUGGAGGCUCCCAUUUCAUCAACAAGGUGUUUGAAAAGUUGAUGAGAAGCCAUGGAGUCAAACACAAGGUCGCCACGCCUUAUCACCCUCAAACCAGUGGGCAAGUUGAAGUCUCCAACAGACAGAUCAAGGCCAUAUUGGAGAAGACUGUGAGCUUCACUAGGAAAGACUGGGCAGCAAGGCUUGAUGAGGCACUUUGGGCUUAUAGAACAGCCUACAAAACCCCCAUUGGAAGGUCUCCUUUCAAUUUGCUGUAUGGGAAGGACUGCCACUUACCUGUGGAGGUCGAAUAUAAGGCUUUAUGGGCAGUAAAGAUGCUGAACUUUGAUAUAAAGGCAGCACAAGAAAGGAGGAUGAGAACCAAGGCAGCCCACGACAAACUGAUUCGCCUUAAGGACUUCAAGGUUGGGGACAGUGUGCUCUUGUAUAACUCCAAGCUAAGGUUGUUUCCCGGGAAGCUGAGGUCAAAGUGGGCGGGACCAUUCAAGAUUCACGAAGUUCUACCCUAUGGGUCCCUCACUUUACUCAAUCAAGAGGGGAAGGAAUUCACAGUGAAUGGACAUAGAUGCAAGCCAUAUCUAGGAAUGACCCCCACAGAGGAGAUCAUCACUCCUCUAGAAGAUCCAACCCCGGCCUAA